Sardina pilchardus (European sardine) is the source of this 882-nucleotide messenger RNA. Its product is annotated as GTPase IMAP family member 4-like. Lineage: Eukaryota; Metazoa; Chordata; Actinopteri; Clupeiformes; Clupeidae. The transcript is spliced from 2 exons. Gene Ontology annotation, molecular function: GTP binding. The record is from RefSeq and is a predicted model, not a curated record. The annotation marks the transcript as partial.
UUAGGUCUAAGAGAAUGCCCAGAUGAACUCCGAAUAGUGCUGCUGGGGAAGACUGGAGUUGGGAAGAGCUCUACAGGAAACACCAUCUUAGGGAGAAAAGUGUUCCAGGCAGAAGCAUCUGCUGAAUCAGUUACUAGCACGUGUCAGAGAGAGGUAGCUGAAGUCAAUGGGAAGUACAUUACAGUGAUUGACACUCCAGGGUUCUUUGAUACUGAUCUUAGUAAUGAAGAGAUCCAGAGAGAAAGCUCUAACUGCAUCUCACUGGUACUACCAGGCCCACAUGUGUUCCUCUUGCUGGUACAAGUGGGGCGGUUUACUGCAGAGCAGAAACAAGCAGUAGACGUCAUUCAAAGCACUUUUGGUAAAAAUGCCAUAAAGUAUACUAUAGUGCUCUUCACUAGAGGAGAUGAUCUGGAGGACAAGCCCAUUGAACAGUUCUUGGGAAAGCCUGGAUCUUUUCUCAUGAACCUCAUUGAACAAUGUGGUAAUAGAUACCAUGUGCUCAACAACAAGGAGACCAAAGACCACACUCAGGUUUCUGCUCUCCUGAAUAAAAUUGACAACAUGGUGGCAGUGAACGGAGGAGGUUAUUACACUAGUAGGAUGUUCCAGGAGAUGGAGAAGGCUCUCCAAGAAGAGAGAGAGAGGAAGAUGAAAGAGAGAGAGGAGGAGUUGAUCAGAGAAAAGGAGGACAUGAGAAAGGAAAAAGAAGAGCUCAAGGCCAAGUAUAAAGCAAAGAUGGAGAGAAUGAAGCAGACAGUGGAGGAUAAAAGGCAGAAUGCUGACAAAGAGAGAAAGAGAAUAGAAGAAGAGAACAUCGCCCACUGGAGCGACCUGAUCACUGACUCCACAAUGAGCAUCCUAGUGAGAGCCCGGACAUAA